ACUUUCACGUGUUUAUGUUUGCAAGCUGCUUUUUACCAAUAAAAGUGUUUUUAUUUUUAUUUAUUGGUGUUAUUGAAAUCAAUAAAUUUUGAUCUUUUUUUGUGAUUAAUAUUUAAUUUUUAAUAUUUGAAUAGCAUCCCGAAAGCUCUGUUACUCUUAGACAAUUUGAAAAAACUGAAAUAAAGCAAUAUAUUACAUUGAAGAUGCCCAAACCAAAAACGCCGAAAAUUCUAAGCUUGAACGAUGACAGGGUUAAAGCAGCGAAAAAGCCUAAAAAGCCUAGAGUCAAAGUCGUUAAAAAGAAAACAGCUGUUGCUAUUCCUUCAUCUUUAAUGUUCUUCAAUUAUAACCAGCAACUUGGUCCUCCAUUCAGGAUAAUUUGUGAUACAAAUUUUAUCAACUUUUCUAUUAAAAACAAAUUAGAUAUGGUUCCCGCCAUGAUGGACUGUCUCUUAGCGAAGUGUAUUCUUUAUGUUACGGAAUGCAUCAUUGCUGAAUUACAAAAGUUAGGUGCUAAAUAUCGUGUUGCCCUCAAAAUCAUUAAAUCAAGUUUUGAGGUAUUACCCUGUGCACAUAAAGGAACAUAUGCAGAUGACUGUAUUUUUAAUAGAGUAAGUUGUCAUAAAUGUUAUAUCGUUGGAACCUGUGAUAGAGCUCUCCAGAAAAGGAUAAGAAAAUUGACAGGAGUUCCUAUCAUGUAUAUAAAAAAUAGGAAAUAUGCCAUUGAAAGAAUGCCUGAUGCUCCAGGAAUUGAACCUGUUUGAACUUGAACUAUCAGCUUGAAUUUUUUGUAAUAACCUUAUGUAUAUUUGAAAUACAAACAUGAACGUAUGCGAAUACAUAUGAUUUGAAAUAAAUUAAUUAAUUAAAAUUAA
Messenger RNA from Tetranychus urticae (two-spotted spider mite), 875 nucleotides. RefSeq names its product FCF1 rRNA-processing protein Bka (gene Bka). NCBI's taxonomy places the organism in Eukaryota, Metazoa, Arthropoda, Arachnida, Trombidiformes, Tetranychidae. Gene Ontology annotation, cellular component: small-subunit processome. The record is from RefSeq and is a predicted model, not a curated record.